AAAUCAUGCAGUUGGCUCCAUGGACAGCCCGCCUCUCCUGCAACAUCUGCCCUCAGUACUCUGUGGCAGUGAUUAGAUCCAAUCUGUGGCCUGGGGCUUAUGCUUAUGCCAUUGGCAGGAAGUUUGAGAACAUCUAUAUUGGCUGGGGCCACAAAUACAGCCAGGAGAACUUCAACCCAGCUCUGCCACCAGCAGUGCAGCUGGAGUAUGUCAGUGGGCCUGAGACCAUGGAGAUAGCCGACCCCACAGUGGAAGAGGAAGCGGCCCUGAAGGCUGCCCAGGAGCAGGCCCUGGCCGCUGCCGAGGAGGAGGAGGAGGAAGAAGAUGAGGAGGAUGACGAAGUUGAUGACUGA
This is a messenger RNA of Gracilinanus agilis (Agile Gracile Mouse Opossum), 353 nucleotides long. RefSeq names its product radial spoke head protein 6 homolog A-like. The annotation marks the transcript as partial. Gene Ontology annotation, cellular component: radial spoke; axoneme. The transcript is spliced from 2 exons. Lineage: Eukaryota; Metazoa; Chordata; Mammalia; Didelphimorphia; Didelphidae. The record is from RefSeq and is a predicted model, not a curated record. Gene Ontology annotation, biological process: axoneme assembly; cilium movement involved in cell motility; cilium assembly.